Molecule: messenger RNA, 963 nt
Organism: Insectozyma verbasci
Lineage: Eukaryota; Fungi; Ascomycota; Pichiomycetes; Serinales; Debaryomycetaceae
Source: the annotation of a GenBank genome assembly
AUGGGAUAUUUAACUGAUAGUCACUGUCAUUUCCACCCUGAACUAACAAGACAUGAGUUAGACAAGUUUAUAGAUAUAUUGAAUAAUGGACAUACAUUCAAAGAGAAACUGUUACAUUUAAUGACUACUCAACAUAUUGAUUUACAAUAUAUCGAUAUUUUGUUAACAAAUUUAAUGGAUGCAAAAUUUAUUAUUGUACCUUAUUUUGGUAUACAUCCAUGGUUUAGUCAUUUAUUUACAUUACAUCAUAUAGAUAAACAAGAUCAUUAUAGAAAUGUAUUAAAACCUCAACCUAAUAAGGAAUUACUCGAGAAAUUACCAGAGCCAAUCUUAUUAGAUGAUCAUGUAGCAAAGAUUAAACAAAUUAUUGCAAAACAUGAAUUAGACGUGUUCGGAUUUGGUGAAAUUGGUUUAGACAAAUUAUUUAAGAUUCCAAAUAAUGGUUACCUUGGUAAUUUAAAUUAUUUAAAUGAUUUAAAUGAUGGUAGUAGUAAAUUAUUAUCAAGUAGUAAAGUUAUUAUAUCACAUCAAAUUGAAGUAAUGAAUAAAUUUUUAACAUUGGCUACUGAGUUUAAUAAACCAGUGAGUCUACAUUGUGUAAAAGCGCAUGGUCCAUUAUAUGAUAAUGUUAUAAAAUAUAAAGAUUUAACUGUAUUGUUACAUUCUUAUACGGGAUCUAUUGAUCAAGCUAAAAUAUGGAUAAAGAAUAAAUCAAAUUUAUAUUUUUCAUUAAGUAAUUGGAUUAAUGGUGAGAAGGAAGAAUUACUCAAACAAUUACUAGAAAUUGUUAAACCUAGUCAAAUUGUCACAGAAAGUGAUAUAUACAUAGAUAAACUUUUCAUUCAAGGUAAAAAUCAAGAAUAUUUUAACCAUUUACAAGGUAUAUUUGAUAAAUUAAACAGUUAUAUAAACAUAGAUGUUGAUCAACUACAUAAAAAUAUGUUAAAAUCUAUAAAAUUAUAA